GAGGUGGGGCUGCCACAGCUCCCUCCACCCUUCCUCCCACCUGAGUUCAGCUGCUGCUGCUGCUGCUGCUGCUGCUUUGCCAGUGCCAGAGUCGUCCCUGUGCACUGUAACCUUGGCAUCCUCGGAGCAUCCAGCAGCUGCCAGGCACUUGCAGCCCUCUCAUGAAUGUCUUUCUUUUUCUCCAAGUGGCUGACUUCUGUUUUUCAAGGCUACUGUUUUCCAUCUCCUCGCUUAAAUACUGUAUCUUCUCGAAGUAUGGAAUUUGUAUGGAAACGAUGGUGGUAUCUUCAGCUGAGCUGUAUAUUGAUAAUGAAUUUGGUUUAUGCCAAUCUAGAGUAUCAAAAAGAAACUCCUCCAAGCCUGCUUGAGAUUGACCAUCAGUGCUGGGAGGCAUCAUCCCAUGGGCUGGUGGAAAUGAAGAAACUCAAGGUAGCAGAUACAGUCAUUGCUCUCUGGGACUUCAUGAUGUUCCUAAAGGAAUCCCCUAAGCCCAAGCACAAUGAACUCUUCAAUGAUUUAGCCCAGAACUUCUGGGAUAUGUAUGUGGACUGUGUGCUCUCAAGAUCCCAUGGAAUGGGCAGAAGACAAUUAACAUCUCCCAAAUAUUCUUCCACAUACUCACACAGAACUUUAGAAGGGUCUGCUUUCACCAAUCCAUUUUAGGCCAGAAGGGGAGAAGAUGAAGAUACUUAAACAAGGCAACAUCAAAAUGAAGGAGCACAAAAUCACAAUAUAUAUUGUAGGUGUUUGGACAAAUUCUUUGGCAUAGUUCAAUCUCUUUUUAUUUUUCCCUUCUUUUUGUAUAAAGUACUAAAUCGCUCCUAAACUGAAAACUACAUGAACCCCCAGACUGGAACUUUUGCUUUCCUGUCUUGCAGUCUACCAAGCUUGCCUUUUCCUCACUGCAUGUGUGAAUGUGUUUGGAGUCAGCACCUCUGCUUUCCCAUAUAAACGUUAAAGUCUGGAUGUGCCAUAUUUUUGUAGAGUCUUGUCUUUUCCAAUAAUUCUCUUUUUAAAAGUUAAUCCUGAUGGAAACCCAAUAUAUUUUUAUACAUUAUCCAACAGAGGAAAUGUAAACAAAAGUAUUUUGUACAUUGUCUUGUACAUACCAUUAAGAACUGCCAAAAAAAGAAAGAGGUGAGACAUUAAGCUGAAGGGGAGGAUUAUGCUUAUUGUAAUGUCCUGUGCAAUCUAGACUUUGUAUUUUAUCAUUGCUUAGUCUAAGCUAUGGAUUAAUUAAAGUAUUUUUCUAAGCA
Molecule: messenger RNA, 1256 nt
Organism: Cyanistes caeruleus (blue tit)
Lineage: Eukaryota; Metazoa; Chordata; Aves; Passeriformes; Paridae
Gene: FAM237B
Product: family with sequence similarity 237 member B
Source: RefSeq, a predicted model, not a curated record